Messenger RNA from Quercus lobata, 343 nucleotides. RefSeq names its product heavy metal-associated isoprenylated plant protein 47-like. The record is from RefSeq and is a predicted model, not a curated record. The coding region runs from base 81 to 317 and encodes 78 amino acids. NCBI's taxonomy places the organism in Eukaryota, Viridiplantae, Streptophyta, Magnoliopsida, Fagales, Fagaceae. The transcript has 3 exons.
CGUCUUGUUUUUUUUCUCACAUUAGAAGAAAUUUUCACUACUUUCUUAGCUUUUGGUGACAACAACAUCAAAUUGUCAAUAUGACGCAAAAGAUUGUGAUGAAGGUUCAAAUGAAUUGCCAAAAAUGUCAGACUAAGGCACUCACUGUUGGUGCUGAAGCAAACGGUGUGAACUUUGUGGGAUUAGAAGGAGCAGAUAAAGAUAAAGUGGUGGUGAUUGGUGAUGGAGUUGAUGCUGCAACGUUGGCUACUACUAUGAGGAAGAAGGUUGGGCACACUGAUAUUAUUAGUGUAGCAGAGGUGAAGAAAGGAAACUAAGUUUUUUUUUUUUUUUUUUUUUUUGA